AGGAGUGGCAACCCGUGUUCAUCCAAAAACGGUUUCUUUGUACCUAAGUACGACGGCAAGGCCAGAACCAGUCUGUUCCGCAGAUCCCCGUCAACGAGACGUUGCACCUACUGAAUGCAGUUUUCGACAUAUUUAUAUGAUCUCAGAGGAAAUUCACAGUAUAGUUUAUAUUAAUUAUUUAAGAUGUUCACACUAAUUUUGUAUGCGGUGUUAGUUUUGUGCGCAAACGCACAACAGUGCUUGAAGGAUGUGCAAAAAGUUGUGGUUAUGGAGGAAGGCAUGACAAGUAACAAAGGCUUCCACGAUUUUGGAAUUAUUGAUGACGAUAUACCAAUGGCUCCAAAAUAUGAUCUUAUAGUUAGUUUGGGCUCACAGAAGCUGCCAAUAGGUCUCAUCUUCUCACCAGCGUUGACCUUUGGAGUGAAGCCGAUUAUAGCAUGUGAAGAAGUUGAAAAAGGCCAAAAUUACACUGUUAUGAUGUUAGAUGUUGACUGGCCGUCGAGUAAGAACAAAAGCCAGGGAGCGUACAUUAAUGCCAUAAUCGUUAACAGCCCGUCGGAUAAUUUGAAUAAAGGUGAUAUUGUAGUAGCAUAUACCCCAACUGUGCCAAAACUGAAUUCUGGUCUCCACCGCUACGUGGGGUUGCUAUACAAGCAAUCGCGCUAUAUUGACGCAGACGCGACAGAAUUGUUACAUUUGGCAAGAAAGAAGGAAGGAUUCAGUGCGAAGCAGUUUGCAGAUCAAUAUGGUCUUGAUGAUCCCCUCGCCGGCAGCUUAUUUUUUGCUGAAAUUACCGAAUGCUAAAGAAAUAAAUG
Pieris rapae (cabbage white) is the source of this 815-nucleotide messenger RNA. Its product is annotated as 26 kDa secreted antigen-like. The record is from RefSeq and is a predicted model, not a curated record. The transcript has 5 exons. NCBI's taxonomy places the organism in Eukaryota, Metazoa, Arthropoda, Insecta, Lepidoptera, Pieridae. The coding region runs from base 184 to 804 and encodes 206 amino acids.